AUGUCUGGACAUCCGCAUAAGGACAAGCAGGUGGGCCAGGUGACAGGCGUUUCUGUUCACAACAGGAGGAUUCAGAGCCCUGAGACAGAGGACCCAGAUCUCCUCUCUUACACACUCCCCUCACACUCCGAGUCUCUCUUCAAUUGUCUACAGAGCCUUUGGAAGGAAGGCCUGCUCAUAGAUUGCACUUUUCCCUUCCAAACCAACUCCUUCCAAGCUCACAGACUUGUGCUGGCAUCUGCCAGUCAUACCCCAGAGGCAUUUUUCUGUUUAAAACAAAAAACUGUGUUUGAAGUGGAUGAAAAAGCACAUUGUUUGACUGCAGUAGGGUUAAGAGCUGUUCUGGACUUUGCAUACUGCGGAGAUGUGGCCAUGGACUUCGGUAAAAGCGAGAUAAUGGAGGAAGUGUUGAAUGCUUGCAAAUGCCUAGAGAUGGAGCGCCUGAGGAGGAAAUGCAUGUCAAAGGUUGUGACCUCUGCAGCCACAGAAAUAGAGAAGAGUCUGGCUGUCAUCAGGGACUUGUGGGAAAGAGGAGUAGGAUGUGAUGUCACUAUACAAGCAGAGAGUGGAGAGAAAUACCCAGCACACCGUGUGGUGCUAGCAGCAGGUGGGGACUAUUUUCGGGCACUGCUCUGUGGAGGGCUACGAGAAUCCAGUGAGGAUGUUGUGUGCCUGCGGGGUGUGGCAUCCUGGGUCAUUGAAUCCAUACUGAGCUUCAUCUACACAGGUCAGCUCAGACUUGGCUGGAGGCAGAUUUGGGACCUCACAGAUGCACUACUGCAGUUCCAGCUGCAGGGGGCACUCUCUCUGUGCCUCGACUUCCUGCUUGGCAGAAUGGAUGAAAACACUUGUUUGGACGUGCUGGUCCUGGCUGAGACCUAUGGGUUAAUCCAGUUGGGCCAGGCUGCGGAGGAGUACAUCCUAGCCCACUUUCAGUGCAUCUCUGCUGGGGAGAAAUUCAAGGAUGUGCCAAGUCCCCUUCUGGACCGGCUGCUUGAGAAGGACUCACUGUGUGUAGAGAGUGAGAUUGUGGUGUUCAAUGCAGUAAUGAGCUGGGUAGAGGACAGCCCAAAGGAAAGACUACCACUUCUUCCAGGCUUACUCCUCCGAGUUCGCCUUCCCCUUCUCAGCAACACUGAGCUCCAGAAGGCACUGAGCUGUCGCCUCCUCUGCAGAAGCCCUGGGGCCAAAGAAGCAGUAGACGUUAUUCGAAGCCUCCUAAAGGGGGAUUACAGAGGGCCUCGUUGCCAACCUCGCGCUCCAAACCAUGUUCUGGUUCUGGUCGGUGGCGACUCUGUUGAUGAGGAAUUCAUGAGGAGGGUUCCCAACCAGACAUUGUGGUACGCUCACCAGCUCCACCGUGGACCUGGUCUAAUUAGAAGCAUAGAGUGGAAGCCAUUGGCCAAACUCCCUGAACCGGCGCGAUUCAGACACUCAGUGUGCCUCCUUAAAAACAAACUGUAUGUCCUGGGAGGACGCAAGUACUAUGGAGCACUGGACAUCCUCAAAUCUGCUUUAAGGUUUGAUCUUACCCAGUGUAAAUGGGAACGACUGCCUGACAUGCUGUGUCAAAGGGACUAUUUUUCCGCUGUGUGUCUGGAAGGAAAGGUGUUUGCGCUGGGUGGCAACCGUGACGACAGGCAAUAUCUGGAUGCUGUGGAGUACUACAGUCCUGAGGAAAAUACUUGGAGGCGGGCUCACUCUCUGGACACACCUGUCUGUGGCCACGCUGCAGCUGUACUGGAUGGGCAGAUCUACAUUUCAGGGGGCUGUGACCCCCAUCAGUGCUGCCUCCCCUCUAUGUGGCACUACCACCCUUCCCAUGGCUGUUCUCCUAGAGCGCACAUGACUGCCGGAGCAGGACGUGCAGGUCAUGUCAUGUUAGCCUUGGGGAAGGGGUUGCUGGUAGCUGGAGGGCUGCAGCCCCUCUGGAUGGGCUUUGGAGACCAACUCCACUGUGAGCUGUAUGAUCCCAAACACGACUCCUGGUCCUCUAUCCCCGCCCUGCCUCGGCCUCAUCUGUCACCAGGGGCAACUGUACUUGAUGGACGGUUGUAUGUUGUAGGAGGGUCUUCAGCAGACACAGCAAGGGAUACCCAGUGGGUGCAUCGCUAUGACCCCAAGGAGAAGUGCUGGGAAAAGCUUGGAGCUAUGCCACAUCCAUAUACAGAUCUGGCAGCUUGUUCCCUGCCACAUCUUCACCUUACUGAUUAA
Scomber japonicus (chub mackerel) is the source of this 2214-nucleotide messenger RNA. Its product is annotated as kelch-like protein 33. Bases 1 to 2214 code for a protein of 737 amino acids. NCBI's taxonomy places the organism in Eukaryota, Metazoa, Chordata, Actinopteri, Scombriformes, Scombridae. The transcript has 7 exons. The record is from RefSeq and is a predicted model, not a curated record. Gene Ontology annotation, molecular function: protein binding.